CUACUCCCCAUCAUUUCCCACCAUUACCAAGCACCUAAACCUCAACCUCUUCUUCGCGCCGCGAUUCUCUUCUGCGUUCCAACAGCUUCAUCGCCAGAUCCCGAGAUUCUCCGUCAUGUCCUACCGGCCCAACUACCGAGGAGGCCGCGGAAACUCCGGAGGAGGCCGCGGAACCUCCGUCGGUCGCGGCGGAGGCCGCCGUGGCGGUGGCGGAGAAGGAGGGCGCGGGGAACAGCGCUGGUGGGACCCGGUGUGGCGAGCGGAGCGGCUCAGACAGAAAGCUGCCGAGGUAGAAGCUAUGGAUGAGAAUGAAUGGUGGGGUAAGAUAGAGCAGAUGAAAAGAGGAGGAGAGAAGGAGAUGAUAAUCAAGCGCAACUUUAGUCGAGCAGAUCAGCAAACACUAGCUGACAUGGCUUAUCAACUUGGCCUUCACUUCCAUGCGUAUAACAAGGGCAAGACUCUUGUAGUUAGCAAAGUUCCGUUGCCAGAUUACCGGGCAGAUCUUGAUGAGCGUCAUGGUUCUACACAGAAAGAGAUUAGAAUGACUACAGAAAUUGAAAGGCGAGUUGGAAAUCUGUUGGAUCGCUCACAGUCACGAGGAGGGCUAUCUGCUAAUAGUUCUUCGGAGGCAUCUUCUCAGCGAGGGAAACAAUCGUUAGCUGAUGGUGAUAUGACACAACCUGUCCCCGUACUGGAAAAUGAUUCUACCAAGGAAAAACUUAGUCUUGAGCUCAAGGAAAAGCACGAUAAAAUGAAGGCAAGUGGUAGUUUAAAGGCAAUGCAGUCAUUCCGGGAGAAGCUUCCUGCAUUCAAAAUGAAGUCCGAGUUUCUGAAAGCUGUUGCAGAAAAUCAGGUACUAGUAGUUUCAGGAGAGACAGGUUGUGGCAAAACAACUCAGCUUCCACAAUUUAUUCUUGAAGCGGAGAUCUCCUCUUUGCGUGGUGCCGAUUGCAACAUAAUUUGCACUCAACCUCGCCGUAUAUCUGCUAUUUCCGUCUCAGCUCGUGUAUCCUCAGAAAGAGGAGAAAGUCUAGGUGAAACUGUUGGUUAUCAGAUUCGGCUGGAGUCAAAGCGUUCUUCUCAAACAAGGCUCCUCUUUUGCACAACUGGAGUAUUACUUCGUCAAUUGGUGCAGGAUCCAGAGUUAACGGGUGUAAGCCACUUGCUUGUUGAUGAAAUCCAUGAAAGAGGCAUGAAUGAGGACUUUUUACUGAUAAUUCUGCGGGAUCUCCUACCCCGCCGUCCAGAUUUACGUCUUAUUCUAAUGAGUGCAACAAUCAAUGCUGACUUGUUCUCUAAAUACUUUGGAAAUGCACCUACCAUACAUAUACCGGGAUUCACUCAUCCUGUGGCUGAGUUGUUUCUAGAAGACAUUUUGGAGAAAACGCGCUAUAGUAUCAAGUCAGAGUUUGACAAUUUUGAGGGAAACUCAAGGAAAAGAAGAAGACAGAAAGAUACCAAGAAAGAUCCGUUAACUGAAUUAUUUGAGGAGGUUAAUAUCGAUGCUCAAUAUGGAUCUUAUAGCACAUCAACGAGAAAGUCUCUUGAAGCUUGGUCUGGAUUACAGCUUGAUCUGGGUCUGGUAGAGUCGACUAUUGAAUACAUAUGUUGCCAUGAAGGUCCUGGUGCGAUUCUCGUAUUCCUUACAGGCUGGGAUGACAUUUCAAAGCUACUUGACAAAGUUAAGGCAAACAGAGUCCUUGGAGAUCCAAGCAAGUUUAUGGUUCUUCCCUUGCAUGGAUCUAUGCCUACCAUCAAUCAACGUGAAAUAUUUGAUAGGCCGCCACCUAACCAAAGAAAAAUUGUGCUGGCAACAAACAUUGCUGAGAGUAGCAUCACCAUAGAUGAUGUUGUGUAUGUCAUAGACUGUGGAAAGGCAAAGGAGACUAGUUAUGACGCUCUUAACAAACUGGCUUGUCUCUUACCAUCGUGGAUUUCAAAAGCUUCAGCACACCAGAGACGAGGGCGUGCGGGCCGUGUGCAGCCUGGAGUUUGUUAUAAAUUGUAUCCAAAAAUGAUUCACGACGCAAUGCUUCAAUACCAGUUACCUGAAAUACUCCGAACACCUCUGCAAGAGCUGUGCCUCCAAAUCAAAAGUUUGCAGCUUGGAACUGUUGGAUCCUUUCUUGCAAAGGCACUUCAGCCACCGGAUCCCCUUGCUGUUCAAAAUGCAAUUGAGCUUCUUAAAACUAUAGGAGCUUUAGAUGAUAGGGAAGAGCUCACUCCACUUGGUUGCCAUCUUUGCACUCUGCCAUUGGAGCCAAACAUUGGGAAGAUGCUACUGAUGGGGUCUAUCUUUCAAUGCCUUAAUCCUGCCUUAAUAAUUGCUGCUGCUCUUGCUCAUCGCGAUCCAUUUGUCCUGCCUAUAGACAGAAAAGAGGUAGCUGAUGCUGCAAAAAGGUCUUUUGCCGGUGACUCAUGCAGCGAUCACAUUGCACUUCUUAAAGCUUUUGAAGGCUGGAAGGAGGCAAAACGUAGUGGGAAGGAAAGAGCCUUUUGUUGGGAGAACUUUUUAUCUCCGGUAACUUUGCAGAUGAUGGAUGAUAUGAGAAUGCAGUUUCUGGAUCUUCUAUCGGAUAUUGGCUUUGUGGACAAGUCCCGGGGUCCUACUGCUUAUAACCAGUACAGUCACGAUUUGGAGAUGGUAUGUGCAAUCCUUUGCGCCGGGCUGUAUCCGAAUGUUGUGCAGUGCAAAAGAAGAGGAAAGCGGACGGCGUUUUACACCAAAGAAGUUGGGAAAGUUGACAUCCACCCCGCAUCUGUCAAUGCUGGAGUACAUCUCUUCCCUCUACCUUACAUGGUUUAUAGUGAGAAAGUGAAAACAACCAGCAUUUAUAUCCGGGACUCUACGAAUAUUUCGGAUUAUGCCUUGUUACUCUUUGGUGGUAAUCUCAUACCCAGCAAAACUGGGGAAGGUAUUGAAAUGCUCGGUGGUUAUCUCCAUUUCUCCGCGUCGAAGAGUGUUUUGGAGUUGAUACGGAAACUGCGUGGUGAACUGGACAAUCUUUUAAACAGGAAGAUUGAGGAACCAAGUUUUGACAUUUCCAGAGAAGGAAAGGCAGUGGUUGCUGCUGCGAUUGAGUUAUUGCACAGUCAAAACGUACGAUACUAAACCUUUUUUUUUUUUCUCUUUGGAAAAAGUAUCCAUUGUUUCUUCCCUUCUGGUUCAGUAUCAGCAGAGGUUUGUAGGAGCUCCCUUAUUUUAUUUCCUUUUUCUAAAUUCUUUUACUCUUGUUCAUAAAUUCCUCCUGUUUAUCAGUGCAAAAUUUGUAGGAGUUUAGUAGUAAAAUUUUCGGGCUUUGACCUUACAUAUGUAAUUUUGUUUUGGUCUCUGGUGGCUGUAAUGUUAACAUACAAAAUAUAUAUUUGGAAGAGAGUGCCUAUAGAAGCGAGAGGACUCGUGUUA
Messenger RNA from Morus notabilis, 3406 nucleotides. RefSeq names its product DExH-box ATP-dependent RNA helicase DExH1. Gene Ontology annotation, cellular component: intracellular anatomical structure; nucleus. The transcript is spliced from 16 exons. NCBI's taxonomy places the organism in Eukaryota, Viridiplantae, Streptophyta, Magnoliopsida, Rosales, Moraceae. The record is from RefSeq and is a predicted model, not a curated record. Gene Ontology annotation, molecular function: ATP binding; RNA binding. The coding region runs from base 116 to 3112 and encodes 998 amino acids.